Molecule: messenger RNA, 925 nt
Organism: Pseudomyrmex gracilis
Lineage: Eukaryota; Metazoa; Arthropoda; Insecta; Hymenoptera; Formicidae
Exons: 3
Coding region: 116-925 (269 amino acids)
Molecular function (GO): N-acetyltransferase activity
Source: RefSeq, a predicted model, not a curated record
UACGUUUAUUUGACGUACGAAGGAUUUUUUUACAAUUGAUAAAUUAUACCGUUGCAAAAUUGAAAUAAAACAAAGUGAGCUUUAAAGUAAAGUCGAGUGUAAAAAAACAACAAUCAUGGACAAAGAAAGACAGGACGGAUUUACGCCUGAGAUGGAAGCGAGGAUGUACGCGCCUUUGGAGUGGGAUUCACCGGUGACAUGCAAAAUUCAAGAUCUCAAGGAAGCGCAGUACGAGGAAGUUCUGCGCUUGAUUAAAGUUCAGCUACGGGAAAAUCCAGAAAGAAUAUCUAUCUGCCAUCAUUACUUCCGAGAAGAUCCAAUGUGCAAAGCGAUCUCUUUGCUGCAAGAUCAAAAAUCCGUGAACGAAUAUGUUGAUCUUAUAAGAACGUGGCUGAAGGACACAACGAGUUUGGUAGCGCUCAGUUCAACAUCUGGGCGUGUUAUUGGAGUUGCGGUUACGCGAAUAAAUAGUAAUUCGGAUAAAAUCGACAUGUAUAAUCGCGCGCAAAAUUUCGAGGGAGACAGUCUAAAGAAAAUUAUGGACCUUAUCAACGCCGUAAUAAAACAGACAAACCCGUACAAAGAGUUCAAUUGCGACACGUAUUUUCGAAUUUAUAUCCUCUGCGUUCAUCCAUCUUAUCAGCAAAAAGACAUCGAUGCGGCUCUUUUGAGAACUUGCUUUCAAGUUGCGUCCACACUGAAUCAGCCAGCUAUCGCCGGCGUUUUCACAUCGGGUCAUACUCAGUCGAUGACGCUGACACUGGGCUUUCGUCUUGUAUCGGAAAUUCGCUACAAUCGAUGGGUAGUUAACGACGAAAUCGUAUUUGACGAUCCAGGCAAAGGAAAUUAUUCAGCCGCUUUUAUGGGAAUGCGAAUUCCUGCCGACGAAGAUUCGCAACAUAACUCCGAAGAUGUUAAACAAUAG